This is a messenger RNA of Drosophila erecta, 653 nucleotides long. RefSeq lists its product as uncharacterized. The record is from RefSeq and is a predicted model, not a curated record. The transcript has a single exon. Bases 42 to 560 code for a protein of 172 amino acids. Lineage: Eukaryota; Metazoa; Arthropoda; Insecta; Diptera; Drosophilidae.
UAUCACAAACACAGUUUCCUUUAGUUUCAUUUCAAGGAAAAAUGGGAAUCAGCCCACAAUGCUGGCCCAUUAAGAACAAGACAUUUGUUUAUUUUUGCCGAGGCAUACACAGAAGGCCGAAGAAACCAAGACUGCGAUCCCAAGAGUUUCAGUCCCACAAUAAUUACAUAAGUCACUCGUACGCCUUUUUCCACGUGGAAAACGAUUCCCGAGCGUUCUUCAUUACGAUUGGGAGAAGCCGACUUAACCAUCUAGAUUCAUUUCUGGUGGAUGAAACAGGUGAAUUCAUUCGAAAUGGGACACCAGUGUACGAUUACUACACGGGUUUUGACUGCGUCUACGAAAGGAUUCAUUUUUUAGAGGGGCUUCUCAAAGAAUGCUUGACUGAGCAAAAUUCCACGCAAAGGAUCAGCACAAAUCCCGAAUUGAUGGUUUUACACUUUCCUGAAACGAAGGCUCCAACCUACCAUGAUGUGUCCAUUGGAAAUAGCACCCUUUCCUUGAAUUGGGUUAUCUGGCUUUUGGGAUUAGUUAUACUUAUUUGCUGCUGCCUGAAAUAAACCGAUAUGCACAACACAAGCCUUAACAUUUUAUGUACUUUGCGUUUUUAUUGAGUUUUUAUAUGUAUAAAACAAUAUCUACUCUUUCUUUAA